CGCGCCGCUCCUCGCCGCCCGAGCCGAGCCGAGCCUCUGCAGCCGCCGCCGCGGCCCCGCCGCCCGCCGCGGGCGCCCACCAAGCACUUUGCAGACUCGCUUCCACCCUGCGGGCCAGUCCGCGCGGCGGGGCCCGGGCCCGGGGCGGCCGCGUCCAGGGACAGGCCAUGCAGUGAAGCCCCCCGACCCCGUCCACCUUUGCCCGGAGCCGCGGGCAGCGGACCCGUGCGCCCAGACGGCCCCGGGGCCGGAGCGGUGCUAAGGAGGGGUGGGGUGGUCCAGCCCGGGGACCAGGAGCCGGGGAGGGAGACGGGCACCGAGCUGAGGGCGGGAGAAGCGGCUCCGAAGUUUGCCUCGGACUCACCGGGCGCGGCGGCGGCUCCCUUCGCGAGGUUUAUUUUCUUGAAAAGGCUCCAGGCUUCGGCUUGGAAAACCCAACCGCCAAAAUUGAGCCCAGCAGCUGGAGCGGCAGCGAGAGCCCUGCCGAAAACAUGGAAAGGAUGAGUGACUCCGCAGAUAAGCCAAUUGACAACGAUGCGGAAGGGGUCUGGAGUCCUGACAUUGAGCAGAGCUUUCAGGAAGCCUUGGCUAUCUAUCCACCCUGUGGGAGGAGGAAAAUCAUCUUAUCAGACGAAGGCAAGAUGUAUGGUAGGAAUGAAUUGAUAGCCAGAUACAUCAAACUCAGGACAGGGAAGACGAGGACCAGAAAACAGGUGUCUAGUCAUAUACAGGUCUUAGCAAGAAAGAAAGUUCGAGAAAUUCAAGCCGCCAUUAAGGUGUCUAGUCACAUUCAGGUUCUUGCCAGAAGGAAAUCUCGUGAUUUUCAUUCCAAGCUAAAGGUGACAAGCAUGGAUCAGACUGCCAAGGAUAAGGCCCUUCAGCACAUGGCCGCCAUGUCCUCAGCCCAGAUCGUCUCAGCCACUGCCAUUCACAACAAGCUGGGGCUGCCUGGGAUUCCACGCCCCACCUUCCCAGGGGCGCCAGGGUUCUGGCCGGGAAUGAUACAAACAGGGCAGCCAGGAUCCUCGCAAGAUGUCAAGCCCUUCGUGCAGCAGGCCUACCCCAUCCAGCCAGCGGUCACAGCCCCCAUUCCAGGGUUUGAGCCUGCAUCAGCCCCAGCUCCCUCGGUCCCUGCCUGGCAGGGUCGCUCUAUUGGCACAACCAAACUUCGCCUGGUGGAAUUCUCCGCUUUCCUCGAACCACAGCGAGACCCAGACUCGUACAACAAACACCUCUUCGUGCACAUUGGGCAUGCCAACCAUUCUUACAGUGACCCAUUGCUCGAAUCAGUGGACAUUCGUCAGAUUUAUGACAAAUUUCCUGAAAAGAAAGGUGGCUUAAAGGAACUGUUUGGCAAGGGCCCUCAAAAUGCCUUCUUCCUCGUCAAAUUCUGGGCCGAUUUAAACUGCAAUAUUCAAGAUGAUGCCGGGGCUUUUUACUGUGUAACCAGUCAGUAUGAGAGUUCUGAAAACAUGACAGUCACCUGUUCCACCAAAGUUUGCUCCUUUGGGAAGCAAGUAGUAGAAAAAGUAGAGACGGAGUAUGCAAGGUUUGAGAAUGGCCGAUUUGUAUACCGAAUAAACCGCUCCCCGAUGUGUGAAUAUAUGAUCAACUUCAUCCACAAGCUCAAACACUUACCAGAGAAAUAUAUGAUGAAUAGUGUUUUGGAAAACUUCACAAUUUUAUUGGUGGUUACAAACAGGGAUACACAAGAAACUCUCCUCUGCAUGGCCUGUGUAUUUGAAGUUUCAAAUAGUGAACAUGGAGCACAGCAUCAUAUUUACAGGCUUGUAAAGGACUAAACAUGGUUAUUUAUAUAUAUAGAUAUCUGUAUAUACACACACACACAUAUGUGCACACACACACACUCUCCAUUUUCGAACGACUGACUGUAAACCUCCCCGUGCAGGGGUGGUGCCCUGGCCCUGCGGUCACCCUACUUUUCUAAGUCCUGUUUGAGUGAAGUCAUUUUUCCAUGUGUUCAUACUAUCAUCGUAGCUGUGAAGUUCUGGUACAGUUGUAAAAAGAGAAAUCGAGUUGUUCCUCUGUGUCCCUCAGAUCUGCAGCCCACAGUUCCGCGGGAAAGGUGAACCCUAGAACCCGUCUCUGCCCACAGAGGCCUAUUUCUAAUUGUGGUAAAAAAUAUUCAGACAGAGCAUUUGCCGUGGGACAUUUACAGCCUUUAUACAAAUGUAUUUAGUUCUUUCUCUUUUUUUUCCAACAUAAAAUUCUUGUUUUAAGAUACAAGUAAAAUUAAUCUUUAAAUAUAAAUGUAAAUUUAGUAUACAACACUAAGAAUCUUUAGACUUAUCUUUGUAACUAAUUAGGGUGGAAGUUAUGAAAGAAUGUAAUUCACUAAAUUAUUUUUUAAAUGAAACUUUUAUUUCAUUUUGAAACCAAAUGUUGAAAUAAUAGCCUUAAGAAAUGCUUGGUAGAAAUAUCCUAAUGAGAAAAAUUUGUACUUUUUUCACAAGGUUAAAACUAAUCUCCUAAUCCAUUAAACGCUUGAACAGGUAUUACAAAGGAAGAAAACUUCACCCCUUAUCCUUAACAUAUAUAGUAUAUUUAAAAAUAUAAAAUUGUAUUGUUACUAAUGUGAUGAUUGAUUAUUUAAUGAAAAAGAAAAGAUGGCUCUUUUUGCAAUAAGUAGAUAAAUACUGAAAAUCUAAACUUACAAUGUUUAUAGUCUUGUGUGUGCAGUUAUAUUUUAUAUGGACAACCAAAUUUUUUUAUUAAGAUGAGUAUUUGAACCACUGAAAUUUAAUAACAAAAAAUUUUAAUUGGCAUGAAUACUGCACUGUGAGCUACAAAGUAUAGAAAUCCUGUGGCUGGGAAAAAAUUGCAUCAACCAAACAAGGAAAAGGCUCAUCAGUUUUAGCAUCUCUGCUCCCCCGAAAUUGGCAAGCAUCCUCACUAGCCUGUGGAUAAAUUGUUUAUUUCUGGUGAUCCAAUAGGCCUAUUAACCUGCUAUAACUAUAUGUAUAUGUAUGUGUUUGCGAAUACAUAUACAUAUAUAGCUAUUCAUCACGUAUUUAUUGCACACCUAGUUAGUGCCACUAAGUUUGCUAGGUGCUGAUAUGUAUGUAUAUUUCAAUCUGUCUCUAUAGACUUAGAUAUAUUCUCUAAGGACAUCCAUUUUCUUCUCUCUCAAUAAGUCACAGUUCUUGUUUGACCGAGGUUUAAGAGGCCCACCUUAUUUAUCUCUGACCUUUCAAACAGGCUCAAGUGGGAGGUUCUCUUCUCAGGAGAGAUUCAACUGAUCAACCCAGAUAUUCCAAAGCGUGGCCCAGGCAGACUUGGUGUGAUGUAGCCACAUGCAUCUCUUUCCACCGGGCUUCGUUGGUAAACACCCACAAGGACACACACCCAACUUCCCAGAAGAAAGUGACAUUUCUGUAAAUGUUGGGAACAUGCUAACACAACAGAAUGUGAAAUAAGUUUUCUAAGAUGUGAAACAUAUCAAGACUUUUUCAUCAAGCCAGAAAAUAACAGCUUUGUUCUGCCCCAUCAAGUAACUUAUAUACCCCCUCCCUGUCUCCCUGUCCGCUCUGACCCUGCUUGCACACUGGUUAGGAUCUGGUGGUCUUGAGCAUGAGGGUGUGCCGGACUGGUGACCAGCAGAACACUGGGCCACACCUGGCCUCUUCUGAAUUCAUACCACUGGUUCACUGGAAGACCAGAGGAGAAAGUGCAAAACCUUCCCCAUUUGGAGUGCACACCCCUUAAGGAACCCAGUAGGAGGGCGCCCAUCUUCUCUCCAGAAAGAGACUGACGGCCUUUUGUCCCCUGCUUCCCCGUGGGCCCUUGAAGGAUUGCCCCCGUCGUCUGCUCUUCCUUCGGGUCUUCAGCCCAAGCAUUGAAACUUCUUCUGUUGGUCAUCCAUCCGAGGGAUGUUGCUUUUGCUCCUGUCUCUUGUAUUUUCCCUCAAGGGAACCCCCACGCUUAUAAGAGCAGGACCCCAGAACUAACGGCGUGCACAUGAUGCACGUGGCUUAAAGCCAGGUCAUCCCAGAGCUCCAGGGAGAGAGGUAGCAAAAUGGACCCCAGGAGACCCGCUAGAGGGUAGUUCAAUUGGCUGCAGAGAAGGGCAUCCCUGGUCACCGACUCCGGGUCAGGCCCGGCCUCUGCUGCUUCACCGCCAGGGUCCUCCUCCAAACUCUUUUGUAGUUGAAUUUGGGGGGCUUACAUAAACAAUCCUGAGGCUUACUUUUUGCUCUUAAAUCUUUCUUCUUAUAUCUUUUGCUCUGAGAUGCUUUAAAGUUGUUUCUUGUCUUAUUCUUCUCAAGUUUUCUCCAGGGCAGAUCUUUCCCUAUCGUAUCCAUAGGACCGGUCACCCAAACCCUCGGCCCUCUCUCCAUCUCUCCCGGAUUAGACUCUGGGUGGCAUUUGUGUAAGAUCUAAUCUGAGUCUGUCUUUGGUCUUUUGCCCUUCAUGGCCGUCCUCUCCCUCUGUUGGAAAGCUUGCUGCACUGCAAAGCAGUCUUUCCAGGGCAUGGCCCUCACUGCUCUCUCCCCUGGUGACUCUCUGCUGCCAGGUGUGAUUCAGAGACAUGGCGUGCUUUCUCUUUGGACAAUUGGAGGCCAAAUUGUCACUCCUAAGCAGGGGGUAGCUGAGGAACCAGCUGCUGGUCUGUUGCCAUUCUUUUUCGCCUACAAAAAGUCAUGACUUCUUCAAAAACAUGUCCCAGGAUUCCAAAAUGUCCAAACUGCCCGAGACCAGUGUCAACCUCAACAUUGUUGACGUUUCAUACCAGGUAAUCCUUUAUCCUUUAUUGUGCAGGGAUGUCCUGUGCAUAGAGGAGGUGUUGCAGCACCCAUGGCCUCUGCUCACUAGGUACCAGUAGCACCUCUUCCCUCAGUUGUCACAACCCAGAAUGUCUUCAGCCAUCACCAAGGUCCCAUGGGCACAGAGUCACCCCUAAUUGAGAAUCACUGCCCUAAACUUCACAGGUCCCACAUACCAUAUUUUACCCUGCGAUAAUACCUCUCCUUGCGUCAGAUGUCAGGAGGCAGGUAGAAAUAUUAUACAAGUGACAUUGUGUCCAUGCUUCUUCCCGUUUCAGAACUUCUAUUUCACACGUCUCUUUUACCACAAGCAUUUAUGCUUCUUCUAUUGGUCACCCAUCGUAGGGCUGUUGCUUCUGUCUCUUGCAUUCUUUCCCUCCUGCCAGGGGAAGCGGGGAACAGCUGGUCACGAUCAUCCCAGCAAUCAAAGAGCAUUUCUAAUUUGAUCUUCAAUCCUUAGUUUACUGGAUUUAGAAGACACACAGCUAUUUUCAUUAUUUCUCAUAAGCUUGUGGGUCUCAUUAUCAAACCUUCCAUCGUUUGGGUAGAUUUCCUCUGGUCUUCUGCUUUUCUGCCUGUUUGUAUCUGCAGAAGCUUUGGGAGCGUGUCUUUUCACCUUCAGGGAUGGAGGAGAGGGGAUCCAUUCCGGGAGGGGCCGAUAGAAGCUCUUGUUCAUUGAGCUAAAGGAGCGCACAAUCUACUCUCCUUCACUGUGUGGAUGAGGAAGUUGAGGCUCAGCGUGGCCAGUGACAGAAUAAGGGUGAGGCUCUCACACUCCUGCCACUUACUCCUCGGCCUCUUCUGGUGGAAGUUGUUCCUCUUUGGUGCUCCUGCUUCAACGACCCCCACAGACGUGUGGACGGGGUCCCUUCAGAAGAGAGGGAGAGGAAGAGCUGCCAGAGCCACAGCGUUGUCCCCAGGCGGCAGCUGCUUCCCAUGUGGGCAGGUCAGACAAGACCCCGGUGGGGUAGUCGGAGGUCACCACAAGCAGAUAGGCAAGCUGAUGAGCCUUUUUGCUUCCUCUGAGUUCAGUGCCCCUGCCACAGGCUCAAAGUUCCCAUUGCUAAGCGUCCCGGCAGCCAAGUCCCACGCUCCGGCCAGCUAAAGCGCAGGCCCCGUUCCAAGCACUUGGUAGGCAAGUCCCCAGGCGACUUGAAAAACCCAAGUCUUUAGGUUUCAAUACUGUAGUGGCUUCAGCAGUUUGUUUUUGUGUAACCAUAAAUUACUUCAGUCACGAGACGACAGUCAGUUUUACAAACCAGGUACAUAUCAUUGGUAUGAUUUUGUAUAUGCUCUGGUACACUGCCCCUGUCCUAACGAAGGGAGAACCAGUCUCGUUGGUCCGUGUUCUCACCGGUGACCUUGAGAGGACAUGUCUGCACCGUGCACGUCUUUAUGUUGCUGUGUCUGCGGCAAAGCCCUCUCAUUUCUGAAAAGCCUUAAAUCUUUGAGAUGUCGCGUGGAGGGUGUGCAGUGCAAAAGGCUGCCUCAGAACUGUGAGCCCUUUUGUAAGCUGGAAGCAUUUCUCUUACUACUGUUACUCUUUUUAGGAAGUUUUAAAUUCAGAGCUGCCAAAGCGUUCCAGUAAGCAGUGCCUUAGUGAUACAUUAGUCGCGCCACCAGCCUUGUCUUACACCUGUACUCAGUGCCCAUUGACUAAUUGGCCCCAUGUUUAAAACAGAACAAGCAAAAAUUGUUUCCCUUUUGUUUAUUAAGCCCAUUUUUCUCCAGUUCUACAAGAAACUGACUACUUGGUCUACAAUUGGAAACUGAACGUAAGUCAGUCCUCUGACCAGACUCUCAAAUGUAGAUACCAAAAUGAAAGGUUUUUGCAAUUUCAUAGUUGACUAUGAAAAGCAAAUUGUACUUUUUAAUGUUGCCUUUUAAAUUCACGACCAAAUAACUUAGCUAUUUGUGAGUCUUCUGCACUCCAGCAUGAAAGUGCCUUUGGUUUGAGAUUCCAGCUUAGAAAAGUGCUGCCAUAAUAACGAUCACUUGUAGAGAGACCAAAAAUAUAUUGAGAUCACCGUAAUGCCUUUGGUUUACCGGGAUGAGUAACCAGCCACAGGCCUCUGUCCGCAAGAGCACGACGUGGACGCCGCCCGCUGGGAGUCUGUCUGCCGGGGGAGAGCCCCUGCCACCGCCCACUGGGAGCACGCUGCUGCAGGAGCGACCCAGAAACUGCUGUGUUUGUGUGUGCCACUGACCCUGGUGUCAUCUCCACUCGCCACCCAGCCCUGCACCCCCGAGAGGGAGCGUCCACACCAACAGCAGACUCUCGGCCAGCGGAUAGAUUCCGUGUUCCGUCUCUGCGGAGGCUUUCUCGUCCAUUCAGACGACCGUGCGCACUUGUGUGUUUUACACAACGAUACCAUUUUGCAAGUUGGAAGCCUCAAACUGAGAUGACAGUGCAGAACAAAAGUGAGUUAGGGUCAUGACAAGUGAAGUGUUCUUAGGGCAAAAAUAUUGACUCCAAGUGUUUUGUCUGAGAAACUUCCAAAGAGCACCAUUCACAAUUCGGCGUUUUCAAAGAAGGUUCCAGAAAGGGGCCAUAUUGGCUUUUCUCAAAACCUUGUGUACAUUGGGAAAGCUGAUAGAGGUGAGGAAGAGGAGGGAGAAGGACAAGAAGGCAAACACACUAGCCAAACAAGGUAAAAAGAUGUUUCUUUAUCAGUCUAGACUUAAAAAUGACAUCAGACGUCUUUGAAAGUUAGCCUCUGAACUCUCAAUGCAUGUGUUCUGUCUGUCUCUGCCUGGCGUCUUUAAGAAUAUACCCUCUCUGGGCUCCGAAAUUUCAGGAGUGCUUUCUUCCCACCAAGUUGUGAGUAUUUCUAGAAAUUUCUAAAAGGAGAAAAUCAAAUGAAAAGGAAAAUUACUCACCACAGAUUCUAGCUAGCUGCUUGAAUUCAGGCCUCCCUGUCAUUGUACUUACACCAACAGCCUGGAAGAAGUUAGUCAAAUCCCCAUUCCCUCUUUUCAAGUGUCACUGCGCUUUGUUUGGCAAUAGUUUUCUCUCAGAAACUCAUUGCUUAGACUGUUCAGAAUGAAGGUUUUGUGCUUAAAAUGUAUUGCAUCGCAAGGGAUAGUGUCACCGAAGUCAUGCACCAUUAAAUAAGAUGAAAUAUUUGUAUUUAUUGUCCAACUUCUUAAGCCGUAACUUGCUUAAUUCUCUGUGAAUCUGCAUUUGCGUUGAGUCAAUCACAUACCACACUACAUGUUAGUAUUGGAAACGGCAUUCAUGUUCCCCCCUCAUUCAUCCUUCAGUGGGGUCCGAUUCCAGUGGGUCCCACCGGUCAGAUUGGCCAUCUUUCCUCUGGCUCCCGCCAUGAGAUCAUUUCCCCUUCCCCUUGCUCUAAGAAAAGCUGAAAGAAUCGAGGCAUAAAUCAAUUGGAAACCAGUCUCUGAUUUCCUUUCCCAUUUUUUUGCAUCAGCCAUUUUUUUGUGAUUAGUUUCACUGUGUAAAUUAGGUACUAACUGCACUUCUUUAAAAACAAUCUCCCUGUUACCUCCUUGAAAGAUUCACUUCUGUAGGCCUUUCUUCAAUAGGCUCAUGACUGCAGAUAAAGAAAAGCUAAAAACAAAAACAGUACGUGCCUGAAAAACAACAACAAAACAUUUUUGUAACAUUGAAAAAAAGAAACCUGAAUAGCCUUUAAUUCUUUAAUAUGCUUACAUGUUAGGUAAAUCGGUUUUUGCCACGUGUGUUUGUUCACAUUCUAAAUGACUUAAUGGGAUUCUCACAGUCUGUGUCUUCAUGUCACGUGUAUAAAAUGGGCUUGUGACGUAAGCGUUUCAUCUGGUCAGUGGUCCCUUUGAUAUUGUACUGCUGCUGGGAGUGGGCUGUGGAACCUGCCUUCGGUGCUAAGGUUCCUCUUGGGGAGAUCGAAGAGAUUGGGGGGUGGGGGUGGGCAAAUUCUCACACACAUUUUCUUAACCUAUUUGCAGAAACUCUGAAAAGGCGUUUGGUUAAACCUCUUGGCAGUACAGUAUUCUCGUAUUUGUUAAUGUCUGUGUUUAGGUACUGGUACCUUUUUGUUUAAAAAUGUUCUAAGUGUUGGCUUUAAAGUGAAUUUAUCUUUAGUAUGAUAGUUAUAUGAAAAUUAUAGGGUUUGUGUGCAGAGAAUUUUUUUAUAAAGUGCUUUGUAAAAAAAAAAAAAUGUAUUCUAGCUUUCGCGGUACAUAUGUGUGAUAACUUUAAUAUCCAUGACAGUUAAGUGCAAUUAUUUCAUCACUCUAAAAAUGCUAUUUUUGUGUCAGUUCCUGCAGGUGUUUUCAUGUCUUUGCAAAGUGACACAUUUUGAUGCCUUCUUGAUAAAGUGGUAGACAUUUUGUAGCUUUCUAGAAACUUUGUAUUCAUACAGUAUCAAUGAAAAAUAAAGAAAAUGAAAGUGUGGGUCA
Molecule: messenger RNA, 9182 nt
Organism: Myotis daubentonii (Daubenton's bat)
Lineage: Eukaryota; Metazoa; Chordata; Mammalia; Chiroptera; Vespertilionidae
Gene: TEAD1
Product: TEA domain transcription factor 1
Biological process (GO): embryonic organ development; regulation of transcription by RNA polymerase II; hippo signaling
Cellular component (GO): transcription regulator complex
Molecular function (GO): DNA-binding transcription factor activity, RNA polymerase II-specific; RNA polymerase II cis-regulatory region sequence-specific DNA binding
Source: RefSeq, a predicted model, not a curated record